Colius striatus (speckled mousebird) is the source of this 1563-nucleotide messenger RNA. RefSeq names its product tubulin alpha-5 chain. Gene Ontology annotation, cellular component: cytoplasm; microtubule. The coding region runs from base 77 to 1423 and encodes 448 amino acids. Gene Ontology annotation, molecular function: structural constituent of cytoskeleton; GTP binding. Gene Ontology annotation, biological process: mitotic cell cycle; microtubule cytoskeleton organization. NCBI's taxonomy places the organism in Eukaryota, Metazoa, Chordata, Aves, Coliiformes, Coliidae. The record is from RefSeq and is a predicted model, not a curated record. The transcript is spliced from 4 exons.
GAUUGCAGCAGCCGCAGCUCCGCGCCGAACCCCGCCGUACAGAGCCGCCGGGAGAGCCCGGACCCCCCGCCUCAGCAUGCGUGAGUGCAUCUCAGUCCACGUGGGCCAGGCUGGCGUGCAGAUGGGCAACACGUGCUGGGAGCUGUACUGCCUGGAGCACGGCAUCCAGCCCGACGGGCAGAUGCCCAGCGACAAAACCAUCGGCGGGGGCGAUGACUCCUUCACCACCUUCUUCUGCGAGACCGGGGCUGGGAAGCACGUCCCACGGGCCAUCUUCGUGGACCUGGAGCCCACCGUCAUUGAUGAAGUUCGGGCCGGAAUCUACCGCCAGCUCUUCCACCCAGAGCAGCUGAUCAAUGGCAAGGAGGAUGCUGCCAACAACUACGCCCGUGGGCACUACACCAUUGGCAAAGAGAUCAUCGACCAAGUGCUGGACAGGAUCCGCAAGCUGGCUGACCAGUGCACGGGCCUCCAGGGAUUCCUUGUGUUUCACAGCUUCGGAGGUGGCACCGGCUCCGGAUUCACCUCCCUGUUGAUGGAGCGUCUCUCUGUUGACUACGGCAAGAAAUCCAAGCUGGAGUUCUCCAUCUACCCUGCACCACAGGUUUCCACCGCUGUGGUAGAGCCCUACAACUCCAUCCUCACCACACACACCACCCUGGAGCACUCGGACUGUGCCUUUAUGGUGGACAAUGAGGCCAUCUAUGACAUCUGCCGCAGGAACCUGGACAUCGAGCGCCCAACCUACACUAACCUCAACAGACUCAUCAGCCAGAUCGUCUCAUCCAUCACAGCUUCGCUGCGCUUCGAUGGGGCCCUGAAUGUCGACCUGACCGAGUUCCAGACCAACCUGGUGCCCUACCCUCGCAUCCACUUCCCCCUGGCCACCUAUGCUCCAGUCAUCUCCGCAGAGAAAGCUUAUCACGAGCAGCUGUCGGUGGCCGAGAUCACCAACUCCUGCUUCGAGCCGGCCAACCAGAUGGUGAAGUGCGACCCUCGCCACGGCAAGUACAUGGCGUGCUGCCUGCUGUACCGCGGGGACGUGGUGCCCAAGGACGUCAACGCCGCCAUCGCCACCAUCAAGACCAAGCGCAGCAUCCAGUUUGUGGACUGGUGCCCCACGGGCUUCAAGGUGGGCAUCAACUACCAGCCGCCCACGGUGGUGCCGGGGGGAGACCUGGCCAAGGUGCAGCGCGCCGUCUGCAUGCUGAGCAACACCACGGCCAUCGCCGAGGCCUGGGCUCGCCUGGACCACAAGUUCGACCUGAUGUACGCCAAGAGAGCCUUUGUGCACUGGUACGUGGGCGAGGGCAUGGAGGAAGGGGAGUUCUCCGAGGCACGGGAAGACAUGGCCGCCCUGGAGAAGGAUUACGAGGAGGUGGGGCUGGACUCCUACGAGGACGAAGAGGAGGGCGAGGAGUAGAGCAGCCCCUGCCGAAAAGGACCGUGCUCCUUCCACGCCUUCCCUGCACAGCCCCUUUGCAAUAAACCGUUUCAGAGCCUCUGUGUCUCCCCCUUCCCCCCUGAGCCGUGUCGGUUUCUUGCCAGGUCAGGUGUGUGGUG